Molecule: messenger RNA, 1335 nt
Organism: Cyphellophora attinorum
Lineage: Eukaryota; Fungi; Ascomycota; Eurotiomycetes; Chaetothyriales; Cyphellophoraceae
Exons: 2
Coding region: 1-1335 (444 amino acids)
Source: RefSeq, a predicted model, not a curated record
AUGCCUCUCCUGACCCUUCCCAACGAGCUCCUAACGAUCAUCGCUAAGGCCCUGGCCGACGUAGGGACGAGCGACGAUGUCACAUUGCUUCGUCUACUGCCUGUGCAUAGACAAGUUGUCUUCUCCGCCGCGCGCAUCCAUGUCAAGACACUAUUGAUCGAGACCGAGCUCCCUCUGCGAACAUACAAUCAGACACAGUACUAUUCGAGCCUCAACAACUUCCCCAUUCGGUCGCCAAUAGCGGCGGAAAAUACUACAACUCGGACCGCAUACGGAAGGGCCCUCAAGCCACGAAUCGAUGUCACAAACCUCAAUCAAGCGCAGAGACGAGCAUUCUGGGACGUCUACCGCGAGAAGCUCAACGAGCAGGAGGCGUUCACACACCACUGGCCCGGUAAUAACUCUAAAGGGUACAAGUCGACGGAGAUCUUCCAGGCAUUGCCGAGCCUCCAGACCAUCAAGUUCACAGGUGGCAACUCCUCUCGAUUCAUGCUUCGUGAAGGCGAUACCCUGAGCCCGGAUUCCCUACACUAUAGGACUCUUACCGUGCCUCCUCCCCUCAGCGUCGACGUCGGCCCGCAGAACCAGAACGCCGCCUAUUUCGCGCGCGAAACACAGGCCCAGAAAGUCCCAGGCAAGUGGCUGUGCUCCAUCUUGGAUGGUCUGCUUCAAUCAGGCAAUGAGAGUGUCCAGCAUCUCAGCAUUGGUGGCCUUCCCCUGCAGUUCUUUCGGUUCAUGCAGCUGCCAACCAAUCACCCUGGUCUACCGGGACUCAAGACUCUCUGGAUUACCCUCAUGGCUCCGCGCACGCUGGCUCCACAGCAGAAAGAUAUCAUACGUACCAACAUCAACUUCUUUGCUAGUCAUAUCGGCCCUAAUAUCGAGGAACUACAGUGGCUUGGCGUAGCAGGCGAGAAUGAGAAUACCGGCGAGGUGUUUCCACAUAUCUUUGCGCCAAACCUCAACCUCGGCGUUGGUGUUGGCUCCCGUCUCGGUUCCCUGAAGCUCGACUGGACCGAGACCUCGUUCGCUGAGAUGACGGGCUUGUUGGGCGUCCACGGUCACGGUCUGACGAAAUUGAGCCUCGCCACCGUGAAGCUAUCUGAUGGGUAUUGGGUCGACAUCUUUCACAAUAUUCGCUAUAUCUGCCAGAACCUGCAGACCGUCAAUAUGGCGGAGAACAUGGCGGACGAGUCGGGCGAGUUGGAGGAGGAGGAGACUGGUAGAGCUUGGGCUGCGAACCCUCUGGGGCAGGGUCCGCUGUACACGGAACUCUGCGACUGGCUCAAGCAUGAUCCUGCUGCGCAUCCUGAUGGUCCACUGCUUGCUACGUGA